AUGAACAUUCCCAACUCGUCGACGGCGCCCGCCGCGGGAGAGUACGCCGGAGAUGAGGUCUCGGCGAUUGUUCUUGACCCCGGUUACUCGACGGUACGCGCUGGCUUCGCCGGUGAAGAUGUACCCAAAUCCGUGUGCCCAUCCUUUUACGGCCAGACAUCGUCAGGCGAAUAUCUCUUUGGCGAAAACUCGAUACACGCCCCAGCUGGCGGUCUGGAGAUCAAGAAUUACUGGGGCUCGGACGGGAUAGUCGAAGACUGGGAUACCGCGACCAAGCUGUGGGAGUAUGCGAUAACGAGCCGACUCACGGGCGCAAAACCGACCGACCCUACUAAGAAUGGGCUGAACGACGACAAGGACGCGAACGGGAAUGGCGAAGCCAUGGACGUGGACAUGGACGCGCUGGAAAACAACGAGAAGCCGUUAGAAGACAGUCCACUUCUUGUCACAGAACCCGGCUGGAACAGUGCAAAAGCACGGGAAAAGUACAUUGAGAUUGCAAUGGAGGACUGGGGAACUCCAGCCUUCUUUUUGCAAAAGACGGGUGUGUUGGCUGCCUUUGCUUCGGGCAAGGCAUCUGGCAUCAUCAUCGACGUUGGUGCCUCACAUACAUCCGUCACGCCUGUACUCGAUGGUAUGGUACUGCGUAAGGGCGUGCAAAAGUCUCCUCUAGCUGGAAACUUUGUCUCUGAGCAAAUCCGAACGUCGUUUAAGCAGGCCCAACCCGAGGUACCACUGACACCACACUACAUGGUGAAGAGCAAGAUACCCGUCGAUGCAGGCCAACCCGCGCAAGCAACCUACAAAACCUUCCCCACACCGCCCACCGAUUCUUUCCGCCUCAACGAAGAAGAGCGCAUCCUGACCUCAUUCAAAGAGUCCGUCGUAGAAGUAUGGCCCGGUCCCGGCCGCUUCAACGCGAACGAAGAGCUCGCAAAGAGCAUGCCAGGCCGCCCCUUCGAAAUGCCCGACGGCUGGAACCAAGUCUUUGGCAUUGAGCGCUUCCGCGCCGCAGAAGGCCUCUUCGAUGCCACCGCCGCCCUCGCCACAGAAACCACCCCGCAACCAAAGCCCGAACAAACCAUCCCUAAACUCGUCCAAGCCGCCGUCCAACAAGUCGACGCCGACCAGCGGCCCCUGCUCCUCUCCAACAUCGUCGUCACCGGCGGCAGCACACUGCUGUACAAGUUCAACGAGCGUCUCAACUACGAAAUUAAUGCCAUCUACCCCAGCACGAGGAACAAGCUCAUUGCGCCCGGUAGCGUGGUGGAAAGGAAAUACGCGGCAUGGAUUGGCGGUAGUAUAUUGGCUAGUCUGGGCAGCUUUCACCAGCUGUGGAUCUCGAGAAAGGAGUACGAGGAGCACGGUGCGGGCAUUGUGGAGAAGAGAUGUCGUUAG
Pyrenophora tritici-repentis Pt-1C-BFP is the source of this 1398-nucleotide messenger RNA. RefSeq lists its product as uncharacterized. NCBI's taxonomy places the organism in Eukaryota, Fungi, Ascomycota, Dothideomycetes, Pleosporales, Pleosporaceae. The record is from RefSeq and is a predicted model, not a curated record. Gene Ontology annotation, molecular function: chromatin binding. Gene Ontology annotation, biological process: regulation of transcription by RNA polymerase II; chromatin remodeling. Gene Ontology annotation, cellular component: SWI/SNF complex; NuA4 histone acetyltransferase complex.